Molecule: messenger RNA, 1122 nt
Organism: Neltuma alba
Lineage: Eukaryota; Viridiplantae; Streptophyta; Magnoliopsida; Fabales; Fabaceae
Product: peroxidase 55-like
Exons: 3
Coding region: 40-1011 (323 amino acids)
Biological process (GO): hydrogen peroxide catabolic process; response to oxidative stress
Molecular function (GO): heme binding; peroxidase activity
Source: RefSeq, a predicted model, not a curated record
AUCAUCUGGAAGUUGAUUGAGGAAGAGAGAGAGAGAGAGAUGGAGAUAAGAAGAAGAAGAAGAAUAGUGGUUUUGUUGAUGGUUUUUGCGAUGAUGUGUGGGGGAGAAGCACAGCUAAGGGAGAAUUUUUACAGUUCGACAUGUCCAAACCUUGAAGCCAUAGUAAACCAGGCAGUGACCAAUAAAUUGGCUCAGACUUUCACCACCAUUCCUGGAACUCUUCGUCUCUUCUUCCAUGACUGCAUGGUUGAGGGAUGUGACGCUUCGGUGAUGAUCCAAUCGCCAAAUAAUGACGCAGAGAAGGAUGCCGAAAUCAAUCUAACGCUGGCCGGAGAUGGCUUCGACACGGUGGUUAAAGUGAAGGAAGCCGUGGAAGCUGAAUGCCCCGGCCUGGUUUCAUGCGCAGACAUUUUAGCUCUCGCCGCCAGAGACGUUGUCGCCUUGGUUGGAGGCCCUUCGUUCAACGUCGAACUCGGACGCAGGGAUGGCCUCGUUUCAAGUGCCUCUCGGGUCGAAGGAAACCUACCAAAAGCAAACUUCAAUCUGAACCAACUCAAUGCCAUGUUUCGUCGGCACGGUUUGAGCCAAACCGAUAUGAUAGCACUGUCCGGAGCACACACGGUGGGGUUCUCACACUGCAACGAGUUCACCGAUCGACUCUACUCUUCCACGGUGGAUCCUUCUAUGAACUCCGACUUCGCCCAAAGCCUGAUGCAACAGUGCCCUAGAAAUUUUGACCCUCAAGUGGCCAUCGAUCUGGAUGUUCAAUCCCCACAAGCGUUCGACAAUUUGUAUUACCAGAACUUGGUUUCAGGUCAGGGAUUGCUCAAUUCUGAUCAGGUGCUCUUUACUGACUCCGAUUCACGGUCCACGGUGGUUGAGUUCGCCAACAACGCUGCUGAAUUCAACGCUGCUUUUGCCACCGCCAUGAGGAAGCUUGGGAGGGUCGGGGUCAAGACUGGGAAUGAAGGCGAGAUUAGGAAAGAUUGUACUAAAUUCAAUUCUUCGUGAGAUUUCUGUGCAUGGUGUGUUCAUACAGUAAUAAUAUGUUUGUAGUCCCAUAUAUAUAUAUAUAUAUAUACGUAACUAUUAUAUAUAGUAUUAAAUAAUAUUUCCAGCAAG